UUUAUCCAGGGUGUGACUCAGCUGUUCUAGCCUCGUUUUCGAUUCUCAGCAGAAGCAGACGCCUGCUUCUCUCAUUCGAAUGAUCUCUUAUGUCAACCAUGGCUGCUGUUUCAGAGACGACUCUUGUGUUGGUGACUGGGGCAUCGGGCUACAUUGCCUCUCACAUCGUGCGGCAGCUCCAGGAAGAGGGCUACCGAGUCAGAGGGACGAUUCGCAGCCUGGGCGACGAGGAGAAGGUCAAGAAGCUUAAUGAACUGUGUCCGGAGGCUGAGCACAAGCUUGAGCUGGUCGAGGCUGACCUCAACAAGCCAGACUCAUGGGAACCGGCGAUGAAGGAUGUGACGUACGUGAUUCACGUAGCAAGCCCCUUCCCGUCAACAGCCCCUAAGGACGAGAGCGAGGUGGUUACCCCAGCCGUGGAGGGCACCCAAGCUGUCCUUAAGGCAUGCGUCACUGCCAAAUCAGUGAAGCGUGUCGUUAUGACCAGUUCCUGCGUCGCCGUUGGCUGGGGUGCAGGUGUCGAUCUGUCAAAGACUUUCAAUGAAGAUGACUGGACCGACCCAGAAAAGCUUGACGCUUACGGAAAAAGCAAGACAUUAGCAGAAAAAGCUGCCUGGGAUUACGUGAAGGAGCUACCAGAUGAGGAUAAGAUUGAGCUCGCGGUAGUAAACCCAUCUUACGUCAUGGGCCCCGUCAUCAACGGAUCGCAGAGCAAUAGCCUAGAGGUGGUUAAGAGACUAUUGGAGCGUGAAAUGCAUCUGGUUCCCAAACUGAACUUCAACAUCGUGGACGUCAGGGACGUAGCAAAUGCUCACAUCAAGGCCAUGACUCUGGGGGAAGCCGCCGGGAAGCGCCACCUCGUCACGAACGCAAAUAUCUGGAUGAAGGAAAUCGGUCAGAUUUUAUCUAAGGAGUUCAAGUCACAAGGGUAUAACGUCCCGACAACAGGGUGUCCAAACGCCAUUCUGUGGAUGAAUAGCUGUUUCAACAAGAACCUUAAGACGCUGCUUCCACAACUUAAUAAAGUAUACAAGUUCGACAAUACUAGGAUGAAGGAAGUAUUGGCUAUUACACCCAAGGAACCGAAGGAAAUUGUCAUUGAUAUGGCAUACAGUCUUAUAGAGAAUGGUCUCGUCAAGAAGGCCAAAAAGUACAGGGGACCAAACGCUGGGGGAGAGGAAGCAGCCGAGGAGACUAAAGAGGAAGGUGGCGAGAAGACCGAGGAAAAGGAGGGAGAGGAAAAACCAAAGGAAAAUGGCGAUGUUAAGGAGGAAAAGCCAGAAGAAGAUGAUUUGAAAAAGGAAAGUGAAGAAAAGGAGGAAGAGAAACCAGAAAAAAUUGAGGAUGUUGAAAAGGAAGAGGAGAAACCCGAGGAGAAGCCUGAAGAGGAAACAAAAACAGAGGAAAAGACGGAGGAAAAGAGCGAGGAGAAAACAGAAGAAUCAACGCCAGCUGAAUAGAGGAACGGACUUUAAUCAAUUAAUAAGGCUGUUAGAGAUAGGUAUAUUUUCUGGGGUGAAAGUGCUGAUGAGGAAAAGAACUCUAUUAACUACGUUAUGGACCAAGCUGCUUGAUAGUUGAGUAAGCCCGGCCAGUGUAAUGCGGCAAAAACUGACAUCUUCCCUUUCAAGUCGUUUUCUUGCUUUGUGAAUUCAAAUAUGCGUAUUUUCAAGGGGAACUAUUGAGGAUAAAUAUAUAUUCUUAUUCCAGUAUUUGUUAGAAGUCUAUAAAAGCUUUAUGACAAGAUCCAUAUGUUGUUCAUAAACUGUCAAUACUAUUUCAUCCUUUUGGCAGCAUGCAUAUCUAGAGAAGACCAUCAAAACGUAUCAUAUAUAUACUAUGUAUGGGCCAAAAUUUCUUUCAGCACUAGAAUUUAACUAUAGCAGACAAGUGAGGAAUGACAGGGGAUUUGUGUUGCAAGUCGGUACAUUCCAUUUUCUAAACAGUGGAGAAGCAUGUCACUCACGAUUGGGGAAGGGAGAAAAAUACUGUUGUCGUUGGAAUUUCUUUUUAUAUACAAAUAAAAAUCAAUUUUAUUUGAAAAUUUUAAAGAAUUUUUCAUAGGAGUGAUAUUAAAAAUGGGUUGUCCAAAUUAUUACAGCUGAUGAUGAUUGUGAACUUAAUUAAUUAGUUAAAAUUACAGAGUGGUUUUCAUGUAUUUAUAGGUAAUUGAAUGAAUAUGUGCAGGAAGACUAUUUACUCUGUAAGUAAUUAGGAAUAACCUUUUGAUCUUAGAGAGGUGAAAUGAAUCCCAAGGGAGGUAACUCGUACGCGAGUAAAAGUCAGCACAAUGUAGAAUGAACGAGAUCAGCUACAUGUGUGCUGCAUAUUAAAUAUAUUCUUACCUAUUAAUACAAUCAUACGUACAAGCUGGAUAUUUCAAUGUAAAAUGCUCAUACAUGUCCAUAAAAUGGACAAUGUUUGUAUAUGUUUUGUCUGUUUAGUAAAGCCAACGCAUUUGCCUUUCUCAAAAUUUAUUUUUUAAGGUGAAAAUCUUAUUUCUAAUUUUGUAUGAGGAUCACAUCGUGACCAUUUUUUUUGUCACCCACCUUUCGAGAAAGUGAUUUAUACAAAUAUAUUAUCUAUCUCUUGUGUUUCUACGGUAAUUUUUUGUACUGCCUAAAUGUAUUAUAUUCAUCUUACAGCAAGUUUUUGAUCAAUCAUUGUUCAUGUGUGUGAUCGUUUGACAGUGCCCCGCCAAGCUCGCGUUCCCUAAGCCAGAACACUGGCCUUAGCUGAUUACAACUUAACCGAAGUGAUCGCAAGGCCAGUUAUACCUUUUCUUGUCGACCAUUGUUUUGUGUAUUAUAUUUAACCAACUAGUCAUAGGGUAUUUCCCCUACCUGGUGCAAUAUGUCAAACCGUUUGAUUACUGCCACACAUUUUCUAAAGGCAAUUAUAUGUGUUAUGACGUAGACCACAUAUGUGUUAUGACGUAGACCACAUGUUUUGUUAUGAUGUGAUAGAGUUGCCUGGACGACCUUUGAGAACGCUAGCGGGUUGUAAAUAUGAUGGUUUGCAGAUCGUCAACUAAAGCCCUCUAUAUAACAGCAGAUGUCCCUCUAUACAGCAACCUGUAUACAGUUUUGUUCACGUUGAUUUGCAGUUUUCCCCGUGCUGUAGUGGAGCUUCAUACGGAGUACUUCAAUCACGGUUAACAGCGGAAUAUUGUCAAUCUACAUGAACUGUACUGUAUAUUGCAGGAUGAAUAGAAGAUUUGGAGUUCUCCUCUCAUACAUAGAGGAAAAGUAAUAUUUUAUUUCCAUGUCAAUUAUAUGUUGAUCAUACAUAUAUAUAUAUGUAACAUGUAUGCUUAUGGUAACAGCAAUUCAGCUCAAUAACAGAUUCAUCGUGUCUGUUGUUGGUGUGAUUUCAUGCCAGUAUGUUCUCAACGUAUGUUCCCCUCUUCGGGAACUACAGUUUACUUUUGUCGGUUGUUAAAAGUGGAUAUCUUUGUAACGUAUGGAAACCUGUAUUCAUCAAUGUGUAAUUCAUUUACAACAGGGUCGUUAAGUAUGUGCAGUUGCUACAUUAAUAGGUUUGAAGCACGUCUCCGCACCAGAAAAAAAAUCUACUAUGAACACAGUCUUUGUAUUCGCUGAGUUAACUCCCUUUUGUGUGUUAGAAAGUAUGUUUUAAAUAUGAAUGAACCAAUGCUGACGAAAAUGCUAAGUUUACCACAUAUUUAACUGUGUAGUGUAUAGGUAAUAAGAACAUUUCAAUAAGAGUUGAUACCUUCUGGUGGAAAAGAGUGGUAAUAGAUGGUAGCUGUGCUCUUUGUGGCGGUAGAUGUGGGGAGCUACGCCGGAAAUAUAGCAGAAUUACUAAAAAUCAUGAUUGGUAAGAAUACCCACCGAUCGUCCUGAGCUUUCGUGAAGAGAGACUUAAAGUGUACUUGUAGAUACAGCUAUGUCUGUGUUAAACCGUAACGCCGUACACGUGGAGGUACUCGCCUGUGUACCCGAUAGUGACUUUGUACACAGUGUUGUGAUGUUGAGGCUAUUUAAAAGUGUUUCCAUAACAACUUAUGUAUUAUGAUAUACUCGUUUGCCUUAUGUGUUUCCAUAUGUGUAAAACAAAUCCAUCGUGUUGCUAUACGAUAUGACUUUUUUUUCGUCUAGAUUUUAAAUAUAAUUUUUCCUGAAAUUUAGAUAACAUUAUUCAGGAUAUUUUUAUCUUUUAAAAAAUUAUGAUAAAGAAUGUUGCCUUUUAUAGGUGGUGUGAUGUCUACUACCCCUGUAGAUAUAUUGGACUGAUCCAUCCAUUUACAUGGAAGGUUCCACUGCAUUAUAUUAGGGGGUGGAAGGACUUGCUACCAAUGCAGCAUCGAUCUUGCAUCAGCAACACGGAAACAUUACUAAGACACAGAACCAUUAUAAAUUGACUCUAUUUUGUUUAUCUAUAUUCAUAGAACAUUAACAAAACAUUUUCAUUUGUUUUUCAUUCGACUGUAGAAUUCAUCUCUUAACGAUAAUAUGAAUGUUAUGGAAUAGGAACAUUUAUAAACCUUUUAUUAAUUUAUUGGUAUCUAGAUAUCAUCUCUGUAUACUAAGAGCAUAGCUUUAUGUAUGUCACCGUAUAUCAAGAAAAAUAAAAUAACUUUGUUUCAA
Molecule: messenger RNA, 4610 nt
Organism: Pecten maximus
Lineage: Eukaryota; Metazoa; Mollusca; Bivalvia; Pectinida; Pectinidae
Exons: 9
Coding region: 90-1460 (456 amino acids)
Molecular function (GO): oxidoreductase activity, acting on the CH-OH group of donors, NAD or NADP as acceptor
Source: RefSeq, a predicted model, not a curated record